Molecule: messenger RNA, 610 nt
Organism: Trachemys scripta elegans
Lineage: Eukaryota; Metazoa; Chordata; Testudines; Emydidae
Product: exosome complex component CSL4-like
Exons: 2
Coding region: 1-387 (128 amino acids)
Biological process (GO): RNA processing
Cellular component (GO): cytoplasm; nuclear exosome (RNase complex)
Molecular function (GO): RNA binding
Source: RefSeq, a predicted model, not a curated record
AUGCACAGACACAAGAAGUUAUCCAAGAUCAUUAACUCCCGCUUUGCCAAGGUGCACAUCCUGUACAUCGGCUCCACGCCGCUGAAAUCCGUCUUCCGAGGCACCAUACGGAGAGAAGACAUUCGAGCCACAGAGAAAGACAAGGUGGAAGUUUACAAGAGUUUCCGUCCUGGGGACAUAGUCCUGGCCAAAGUGAUCUACCUGGGGGACAUGCAGUCUAACUACCUGCUGAGCACGGCAGAGAACGAGCCGGGCGUGGUGGCGACUCACAGCGAAGCAGGGGCACAGAUGGUGCCGAUCAGCUGGUGUGAGAUGCAGUGCCCCAGGACACACUCCAAGGAGCUCCGCAAGGUGGCACGAGUGCAGCCGGAGUUCCUGCAGACCUAGCUGGCCACCCUGCUUCCAGACUGGGCCCCGUCCCUGCUGCAGGCCAGCCUGAGCCACCGGCUUUGGGCCCUGGCACGGGAGCUGCAGGCAGCCAGCCUGUGCCUCCGUUGUCAUCCCUUAACCAGAGCAACCCCUGCAGGCCAGUGCGUGCAGCCUGCACCUCCUGGAGCAGCUAGUGGAUUUUGGAUUGUGUUAAGGCUAGCGUAGGGGGAGCAGGGUCCCC